GUGAUUUGACUUGGGCCAGAGUCGGAGUCCUGGAGACUGCCGAACUCGUGCGACACCUUCUGCCGUUUGACAGACAUGUUUCUCCUCACCUAGUUUUCCCCGGUACUUACUUGUUUUAUUCCUUUUCCUAGGUCGAGGUCGAGAAUUGGGGAGUUUGUUAAUCUGUGAAUCGAAAUGGUGGGCAUGUCUCAAAACUUUGUUCUCAAGAAGGUUUGGCUGCUACCCUAGUCCAUGUCCCAAGGCUUAUCGGAAGGUGGGACCGCCCGAUAAGGAAUGCCCCACCGAUUUUUUUUGUCCGUCUGUUUGAGUUCUCGAGGACCAAGUUUGGAUCCCAGGAUCCUUCAUUAUCACGACAUAAUAGUCUUGCAAACAGAACAAAGAAAACAUGGCGAAACGGAGAUCCAAGAAGAAGACGCAUGUCGGAGCCAACAACCCCGCCACUCCGGCGGACAUUGUUGGUCAUGCCUCUGCUCGCGAUCCCAAGAGCAUGGUCAUUCGCAUUGGAGCCGGCGAGGUCGGGUCCAACGUCAGUCAAUUGGCCUCCGACGUGCGUCAAGUGAUGGAGCCCGGUACUGCCAGUCGACUGAAGGAGCGCCGAGCAAACAAACUACGAGACUACGUCACCAUGUGCGGUCCCCUCGGCGUCACCCACCUGCUGCUCUUCUCGCGAUCCGAAUCUGGAAACACCAACCUCCGACUCGCUGUUGCGCCGCGUGGACCUACCUUCCACUUCCGAGUUGAGAAGUAUUCGCUGAGCAAGGAUGUUCAGAGAGCACAGAGGCAUCCGAAAGGAGGGGGGAAGGAAUACAGCACUCCGCCGUUGCUUGUGAUGAACAAUUUUACCACCCCAUCCUCAGACGCAAAGUCUAAAGUACCGAGACACCUCGAAUCUCUGACCACGACAGCUUUCCAGUCCUUGUUUCCUCCCAUCAACCCCCAGGCAACCCCGCUCAAGUCGAUCCGCAGAGUGCUGCUUCUCAACAGAGAACAAUCAACGGAAGAAGACGACGGAUCCUUCGUCCUCAACUUCCGGCAUUAUGCGAUUACGACUAAAUCCGUCGGGGUCUCAAAGCCGCUCAGGCGACUGAACGCCGCCGAGAAGCUGCUCAAGGCGAAGACGGGCAAGAAGGGUGGCUUGCCGAACCUGAACAAGCUGCAGGAUAUUUCCGACUACAUGAUUGGCGGUGAGGGCGGCGACGGGUACAUGACGGAGGGCACCAGCGGGAGCGAAGUCGAGACAGAUGCCGAGGUGGAGGUGUUGGAGACGGCCCCGAGGAAGGUCCUGACGGCCAAAGCCAGGGCUACCGCUGCCGCUGCCGCCUCGGAGGAGAAGGACCCUCAGAACUCAGUCGAGCGAGCCGACAAUGUCGAGCGCCGAGCUGUCAAGCUGGUGGAGCUGGGCCCCCGGAUGCGGCUGAGGAUGACCAAGGUGGAAGAUGGUAUCUGCUCAGGCAAGGUGAUGUGGCACGAAUACGUGCACAAGACCAAGGAAGAGAUCAAGGAGCUCGAGAAGAGGUGGGAGCAGCGCCGGAGAGAGAAAGAGGCGCGGAAGAAGCAGCAGAAGGAGAACGUCGAGAAGAAGCGCAAAUCAAAGGCCGAGGAGGAGAAGGCCAGAGGUGGUGGGAAGAAGAACGGAGGCGGCGGGGGUGAGGACGAGAUGGACGUGGAUGACAGCGACGACGCCUUCGAUUACGAGGACGAAUUCGAUAGUGAGGGCUUGGAAGGUGAUGCCGAAGAGCAAAUCAAUGCCGCCAUGGAAGCAAACGGCGAAUGGGAAGACGAGGAGGAAGAAAUUGCAGUCGGGCGACCUCAGAAGAAAGCGAGUACAAGAGGCAAGUAAUAGGUGUAUGGUUUAUAUAAAAGCAUUGGUAUAUCA
Phialemonium atrogriseum is the source of this 1876-nucleotide messenger RNA. Its product is annotated as ribosome biogenesis protein SSF1. The record is from RefSeq and is a predicted model, not a curated record. Gene Ontology annotation, biological process: ribosomal large subunit assembly; rRNA processing. Gene Ontology annotation, cellular component: preribosome, large subunit precursor. The transcript has 2 exons. Lineage: Eukaryota; Fungi; Ascomycota; Sordariomycetes; Cephalothecales; Cephalothecaceae. Bases 386 to 1840 code for a protein of 484 amino acids. Gene Ontology annotation, molecular function: rRNA binding.